AGUCAACCUGGGUGUUAUUCCGUUUGCCUGCUUUUUCCUUCGCUCUGUUUUUGCUAGUCCUCCCGGUUGUGACCCUUGCCUAUCUGGACUCUGAACCCACCUGCAUCAGUGGAUGCAUGGUGAUAAGGACGCUGAUAUUGGAUUUGUUCUAUUAUCCAGACAGAAGUGCCAUCCCUACUCCCAGUACUUCAGACUUAGUCUUGCUGACUGUCAAGGUUGUCCACCGGCACCGCACUGCCACCGACUCGACCGGACCUGAACAUUGGCUUGAUUGUGUGCUCAGGACUCAACAAUGGGGAAGGACGCCGCAAGAGCAGAGUGGGACAAUCCCAUGCAAUUUGUCCUGGCGUGUGUAUCAUACGCGGUUGGACUGGGAAAUGUGUGGCGAUUUCCAUACUUGUGUCAAAUGCAUGGCGGGGGUGGGUUCCUGAUCCCAUACCUGCUUAUGCUGGUCCUGUUGGGGGUACCCCUGUUCUACAUGGAGUUAGCCAUUGGCCAGAAGAUGCGUCUGGGCAGCAUUGGAGCAUGGAGAGCUAUUAACCCCUAUCUGGGGGGAGUGGGUCUGGCCAGUGUUGUGACCUCUAUGUACCUAUGCCUCUAUUACAAUGUCAUCAAUGCAUGGAGUUUCUGGUACCUCUUUCAUUCAUUCCAGUCGAUCCUGCCAUGGGCAGAGUGCCCGGUUAACAGCAACCUGACUGGCCAUGUGGAGGAGUGUGAGCGGGCCACGCCCACCCAGUACUUCUUCUACAGAGAGACCCUGGACAUCUCCGGGUCCAUUGAAGAGAACGGAGGGAUUCACAUGGGACAGGCGCUCUGCCUCCUGCUGGCCUGGAUGAUUGUCUACCUGUUUAUCGUCAAGGGGGUCAAGUCCACCGGGAAGGUGGUGUACUUCACAGCCACAUUCCCCUACCUGGUCCUCAUCAUCUACCUCAUCCGUGGGGUCACCCUUCACGGAGCCAUCAACGGUGUGAAGUACAUGUUCACGCCCAAGAUGGAACAGCUGGCUAACCCCACUACAUGGAUCAACGCGGCCACUCAGAUCUUCUUCUCUCUGGGCCUGGGCUUUGGAUCCCUCAUCGCCUUUGCCAGCUACAACCAGUACAACAACAACUUUGAGAAGCAGGCCAUCGUCGUGUCCAUGGUCAACAGUAGCACCUCCAUCUUCGCCAGUAUCGUCACCUUCUCCAUCUAUGGCUUUAAGGCCACCUUCAACUACGAGAGCUGCCUGGAGAGGGUGCGACUGCUGCUCCUGAACACCUUUGAUCUAGCAGAGGACACCAUCAGUCUGGAGAAUGUCAACCACUGGAUCACUGAGCUGAACAGGACACACCCAGAACAGUUUGCCAGUCUGGGAGGUAGGCUGGAGACCUGUAACCUAGAGGCUGAACUAGACACGGCUGUUGAGGGUACAGGCCUGGCCUUCAUAGUGUACAGUGAGGCCAUUAAGAACAUGCCCGUGUCUCAGCUGUGGUCUGUGCUCUACUUCAUCAUGCUGCUGCUGCUGGGCAUGGGCAGUAUGCUGGGCAACGUCAUCGCCGUCAUCACCCCCCUCAGUGACUUGAAGUUCAUCAGCCGCUACAUGAGCACCAAAACACUCAAUGGUCUGGUGUGUCUAUUCUGCCUGCUGCUUGGCCUGGGCUUCACCACCCGCUCUGGGAACUACUGGUUCACCAUGUUCAACGACUAUGGAGCCACUUUCUCUCUGCUCUUCAUCGUCCUCAUUGAAGUUAUCACCGUCUGCUACAUAUAUGGCAUCAAAAGGUUUGAGAAGGAUGUAGAAGACAUGUUAGGUCAUCGUCUUAACUGCUACUGGAAGAUCAUGUUGGCAGGAGUCAGUCCCAUCCUCCUCAUUGCCCUAUUCAUCUUCUACAUCGUCAACUACAUCCAGGGAGGAACGCCCACAUACCAGGCCUGGAACAAAGAACUGGGGAAGUCUGUGGUGACGGAGUAUCCUCCCUACGCCCAAGCCUUCAUCGGCCUCCUCCUAGCCUCCUCUGUCUGCUGUAUCCCUUUGACGGCCCUCUACACCUACUGUAAGAAGAGGAACCUGGCCAGUGGGAAGAGAGAGCGCACUGUCAGCACUGUGUCAGCGUAAAGACCGACGUAUUGGUUGACAGACAGAGUGACACAAGGCAGAGCUGCUACAUUACGGCUCUGAGACUGACUGGACCCUCUAGUUAUAGGAUCGACUGAUCGACAACCUACCGUCCGUAUCAUGGCUGUCUUAACAGAACAGUACCUCACUCUCCUGGUGCAGUGGUUCAUGCCACACCACAAACCAAAGGCCCUCUUUCUCCCCCCGGGGCAGGCUGGCUCUGCCGCUGUGCUGCUGGUGGACAGACCGCCAGAUCUGUACCUAGCAUUAGCCCCCGUCGUCCUUUGGCAUCUAAUACUUACUGGGUGAUAAUAGUGAACUUUUGUAUUUUGUAUUUGUGGUUCUGAGCAGGGCUUAGAACUACAUCCAAAAUAUUUCAGAAGUGAAAAACGAACAAAUAAUCUUGUGAAUGGUUUAUUGCAUUGUUUAAAGGCCCAGUGCAGUGAGAAAAAAAACAACGAUUUCCUGUGUUUUGUACAUAUUUCCAGGCUAUGAGGUUGGAAUAAUAAAGUGAAAUUGGGAACAUUAUUAUAAUCCCCUUUUAGUGUAAGAGCUGUUUGGUGGGAUGGAGCAUGGUAAAUUAGUUAAUAGACCAAUAAGAAAGAGAUCCAAACCUCUGCAUAUAACAGCUAGUUUUCCAUUUUCCCUUCCCCACUCAGACCUCUACAAGACAGUCCUAGCAACAUUUUUGCUUGAAAAAUAGCUCUUUGCUAAGAAGCUAUUUUGGUAUCUUUUUGACCAUUUUAAAUGAAAACAAUCACAGUAAGGUACUUAAUUGUAACCCAUCAAUUGUAUGAUAUUGAGAUAAAAAUGGCUGCAUUGGACCUUUAAUGUUUAGCUUUCAGUAGCAGAUUCUUUGAGACACAGUGUGUCAACCCUCUUUAUUUAAAGCGCCACAAAAUGUUUAAGAUAUUUUUUCCCUUGAAUGUCAUUAUGGUGAAGUAUUUUGUAUCCCAUUGGUUUACUGUAGAUAUUCUGUAGAUUACUCAAUGAGUUGUGAGAUAUGUUGAGUGCCUGGAUGUACAAGGUAGACCUUCGUCUGACUCGGUUAUGACUGAAUACAGUCUGACUGGUGUCAAAUGACCAAGAACAACUUGUAGCAAUAGCUGUAUGUGAUUUAGUGUUUGCAAACAUACUGAUAAUUUCACAUAUAACGAACAAAUCUCUAUGAACAGGACCAAGACCAUAUCUAUACCUAUGGGCUUUGCUGUCAAUUCACCAUCAGUGACUUCUUACUUCUCAUCAGUGACUUCUUACCAGAUAGAUAUAUAUAUUAUGUAGAACAGACACUAUUCUCUGUCAUAUAGAAUAGGAAAUCAUGUUAGCUCUAUAGGAAGCAUUUCUUUCUGCAACAUUCCAGAGCGUUUCACCUCCUGAACGUGUGAAAGAUUGUGUGCUCUUCUAAUUAGAAAGUAUUGUAGUGUUGCACUGCUGUCAUAGAAUCCACAUCAACUGGACUUAGGAUACAGCCCAAUGGUUAUGUACCAAUGUGCUGUGCAUAUUCACGAGCAAAAAAUACAAUGUAGACCUACUCUUUUUACAGGAAAAUGUAUGGGUUUGCACAGAAACAAUUGCCAAACAUGUUGUAAUGCUGUGAGCAUUUUUCAUGUUAACAAUUUGAAACCAUCCAUUUAUAAUAACAGGGGCGCAACCUUGACUGGGGAUGGGGGGACAGGUCCCCCCCUACAUUCUGAAAUUGCAUUUUUGUCCCCCGCUGAUGUUAUCAUUGGAAUGUGAUUUUAAAAACGAGGCAAUGGUGUGCUUUAGGACCAUGCAGAAGCCUCCGAGCGGUCAGGUAGGCUGUUUGGAGUGUUUAUCCGACUGGAUUUAAAAAACAUGUAUGUCCCCCCACUUCUAAAAUCAAAGUUGUUCUACUGUACAGUGAUGGAAACACUGUGUAAAUAUAUUUGUACAAUGUUUAAUACAGGUACUGCUGUACCACAAUGAUGUGUUCAUGUUUUAUAAGUAGUAUUUUCUAUGGUGAAAUUAUUAAAGACAUGAAGACAUUUGAACCAUUGGUAUUAGUGAACAAGAUACAAGAUACAGCCUGUUGCAAACCAGGCAUUUAAUUCAAUCCAACUUGCUAGUAGCCAGCAAGGAUGACACAUUUCAAUGUUAUGAAAUCUGGAUUUUUUUUAAGUGUUUGGUUUGACAAGCUGUGUACUUUAUAAUACCAUUAAAUGUAUAGACCACAAAAAUAUAAACACAACAUGCAACAAUUUCAAUGAUUUUACUGAGUUACAGUUCAUAUGAGGAAACCAGUCAAUUGAAGUAAAUAAAUUAGGCUCUAAUCUAUGGUUUUCAUAUGACUGGGCAAGGACACAGCCAUGGGUGGGCCUGGGAGGGUAUAGGCUCACUGACUUGGGAGCCAGGCCCACUCACUGGAGAACCAGGCCCAGAAAAUCAGAAUGAGUUUUUCCCCACAAUAUGACUUUAUUACAGACAGAAAUACUCCUCAGCACCGCCUCAGACAAUCCCGCAAGUGAAGAAGCUGGAUGUGGAGGUCCUCGGCUGGCGCGGUUACAAGUGGUCUGUGGUUGUGAGGCCCAUUGAACCUACGUGCCAAAUUCUAUAAAACGACAUUGGAUGCAGCUUAUGGUAGAGAAAUGGACAUUAAAUUCUCUGGCAACAACUUUGGUGGACAUUCCUGCAAGCAGCAUACCAAUUUCAUGCUCCCUCAAAACUUGAGACAUCUGUGACAUUGUGUUGUAAGACAAAACUGCACAUUUUAGAGUGGCAUUUUAUUGUCCCAAGCACAAGGUCCACCUGUGUAAUGAUCAUGCUGUUUAAUCAGUUUAUUGAUGUGCCACACCUGUCAGGUGGGUGGAUUAUCUUGGAGAUAAGGAGAGGAGAAAGGAGAAAUUCUCACUAAUAGUGAUGUAAACUAAUUUGAGCAUAACAUUUGAGAGAAAUAAGCUUUUUGUGCAUAUGGAAAAUAUCUGGGAUUGUUUAUUUCAGCUCAUGAAACAUGGGACCAACACUUUACAUGUUGCGUUUAUAUUUUCGUCCAGUAUAGCAUGAGAUUUUAUUUCUAUGGGAUAGACAUGGGCCAUCUAAGAACCACCUGCAUUAAAUAGCGUGUUUGUCUGAAGUUAAGCACUUUUUUUUCUCUGUCAAAGACUGGAAUGUAGUUUUGUCUUCAGCCUAGUGAGCUGAGGUUUAGGGCUGAAUAUAACGGGGUCGUUCUUCAAAUAGAGUGCCUUUUGCGUCUCUUUGAUAUUUUAAGUAGACAUUUUAAAGCCUGAUAUAUUAAAUGAAGUGCCCUUUAAUACAAACCACAUGGAAAAUGUAAUAUAUCCUAUUUUUUAUAUGAAUAAAGAUUCGUUAAGGUGCCAAAGCACUAUAUUUUGACAUGUUUUUCUGACAUAUAUAUAUAUAUUUUCUUGCAUUAGUGAUUAAUUUACGUUUGUCCCACAUUUUAAGGUCAAGCCUGUUAUGUAAACUAGACAAAUGUUAAUAUGCUGGAACUAUUUCUAGUUGCGCAGCGGUCCCAAGUGGCACAGCGGUCCCCAAGUGGUGCGGCGGUCCCCGAGUGGCUCAGCGGUCUAAGGCACUGCAUCUCAGUGCUAGAGGUGUCACUACAGACACACUGGUUUGAAUCCAGGCUGUAUCACAACUGGCUGUGAUUGGGAGUCCCAUAGGGCGGUGCACAGUUGGACCAGUGUCAUCCGGGUUUGGCCGGUGUAGGCCAUCAUUGUAAAUAAGAAUUUGUUCUUAACUGAUUUGUCUAGUUAAAUAAAGGUUAAAUAAAAAAAUAUUAUAAGCUGGUUCUAUGGUGUUUUUCUCUUGUUUUGUGGUAGAAAACUGUUAGCGUUGAGCAUAACACUUCGAGCAUAGAUGGGCUAGAAAUGUUUCAAGUUUUUUUUGUUGAGCUUGCAGGGGGUUAUGGCUGAUUUAAGAUAAAAUUGUCAACCCUGUUACUUUAAUUGCCAUUUUUUAAAUUAAUUUGACCUCUUGAAUAGGGAAUGUGAAUGAAUAGGGAAUGUGAAUGAAUAGGGAAUGUGAAUGAAUAGGGAAUGUGAAUGAAUAGGGAAUGUGAAUGAAUAGGGAAUGUGAAUGAAUAGGGAAUGUGAAUGAAUAGGGAAUGUGAAUGAAUAGGGAAUGUGAAUGAAUAGGGAAUGUGAAUGAAUAGGGAAUGUGAAUGAAUAGGGAAUGUGAAUGAAUAGGGAAUGUGAAUGAAUAGGGAAUGUGAAUGAAUAGGGAAUGUGAAUGAAUAGGGAAUGUGAAUGAAUAGGGAAUGUGAAUGAAUAGGGAAUGUGAAUGAAUAGGGAAUGUGAAUGAAUAGGGAAUGUGAAUGAAUAGGGAAUGUGAAUGAAUAGGGAAUGUGAAUGAAUAGGGAAUGUGAAUGAAUAGGGAAUGUGAAUGAAUAGGGAAUGUGAAUGUGUGCUCCUUAUGACAGAAUGAUAAUAUUAGGUGAAAUAUGUUUUUUUGACAAAAUAACACUACGCAAAAGUCACUCUUUUUGUGGAACAAUCCAAAGGGUAAUAUAACCAGGAAAAUGUUCUCUCCCUAAUCUCAAUACCCAGUAAUAGUUCCAUACUUCCAAUAGCAGGACCACCAAGGUCCACCUUUUCAGUAGAAAUACAUUUUGUGUAUAUGAGAUUGAGUAGUUAAAUUUGUAAUAUCUGUAGUCUGUUUCAAUAUCUGUAUGGAAAUAAAAGCAUUUAGUACUA
Molecule: messenger RNA, 6768 nt
Organism: Oncorhynchus keta (chum salmon)
Lineage: Eukaryota; Metazoa; Chordata; Actinopteri; Salmoniformes; Salmonidae
Product: sodium- and chloride-dependent transporter XTRP3A-like
Exons: 12
Coding region: 293-2095 (600 amino acids)
Biological process (GO): sodium ion transmembrane transport
Cellular component (GO): plasma membrane
Molecular function (GO): L-proline transmembrane transporter activity
Source: RefSeq, a predicted model, not a curated record